CUUAUUGACAUGGGAGGUGCCACAUAAGCCAAUGAAUAUCAUAGCACUGUCAUUAAUACUAGACAAUAUAGAGCACCUGAAGUAAUCUUGAGAUGUGAUGCCUGGGAUACCUCAAGUGACAUUUGGAGUCUUGCAUGUCUAAUUGUUGAAUUAUAUACGGGUAAAUACUCAAAACAAAAAACCAUAUAGGAACUGUAUUUAUUUAAGUAGGCAACAAUGAUUUACUACAUUUGUCUAUCAUCCAAUCUAUCUUUGGACCUAUUCCAAGAUGGAUGAAAGAGCGAUCCAAAAUUAAAACAUAACUUAAUUCUCUUCCUAAACCUAAGCCAUAAUAAUAAUUAAAUUAAUUAAUCAAAGAUUAAGAUCUUCUUGAUUUACUUAAUAAAAUGUUUUGUAUUGAUCACUAUUAACGAAUUGAUUGUCAAAAAAUUUUACUACAUUAAUUUUUCUAAAA
Molecule: messenger RNA, 454 nt
Organism: Paramecium sonneborni
Lineage: Eukaryota; Ciliophora; Oligohymenophorea; Peniculida; Parameciidae
Source: the annotation of a GenBank genome assembly